AUGAUCGCAAUCCAAACACUCAAAAGGCAGCGCCUCACUGCGAUCACAUCUCAAGCCUCAAUUUGCUAUUCCCAGUUCUUCUCGACAUCGCCCAUCUCCCAGGAUGCUCACUCCUUGGCUUCGAAACAACCCCCAUCCAAACCCCACUCCAUUGAUCCGCGAUGGCUUACCAUGAUCAAAAGACGGAUUGGAAAAUGCAUGAUGUUCGGCCUGAAGCCGCCACAGGUCGAGGAAGCAGGAAACAUACUCCAGCGCAUUGCGCGCGAUUGGCGCGAGCUGAUCGCCGGCAGUGAGGGCUAUCUGACGGAUGAAUGGAGGAGGGGGUUAUAUCGGCAGAAGGUCGCUUGGGGAGAAAUGGAUGUUCUGCGCUGGCGACAGGAUAGCAUGGGUAUGUGGACUUUUCCCUAUACAAUUGGACGACACGUCAAUAACGUCACGUAUCUCCGAUACGCCGAAACCGCACGGGUAUACUUCACGCGCAACUUCGCCGUACAUUUAGACCCAGCACACAAGAAGGAAUGGAUGGAUCUGGUGAGCCCAAGAGGAGUUGGCGUCAUUGUCCGGAGUAUCAAAAUCGACUACAAAUUCCCCAUGACGUAUCCCGACAAAGUCACCGUCUACCAUAAACUAGUCCACGACCCGUCCUCAGCUCAGCAAUCCCAGUACGCAUUCUAUCUCCAGGCUAUGAUUUUAUCCGAAGCGCGUCAGCGACCUGCUGCCCGCGUGCACGAGGACAUUGUCGUGUACGAUUACAAGCAGAACAAGAAGACUACCCUACCGCCAUUCGUCGAGGCGCAGUUUCAGACAAUGUGGGAACUCCAAGAGCGAGCCAGGAAACACUGGCAGCAGCAGAUCCUUGACAUUGAAACGCAAGUUCGCAAAUUAGAGGUGGAAAGCUGGGAUCGGGAGGGCGCUGUUGAGGAUAUGGGUUCUGCGAGGAAAUGA
Aspergillus thermomutatus is the source of this 945-nucleotide messenger RNA. RefSeq names its product thioesterase family protein. NCBI's taxonomy places the organism in Eukaryota, Fungi, Ascomycota, Eurotiomycetes, Eurotiales, Aspergillaceae. Gene Ontology annotation, molecular function: fatty acyl-CoA hydrolase activity. The transcript is spliced from 5 exons. The record is from RefSeq and is a predicted model, not a curated record. The coding region runs from base 1 to 945 and encodes 314 amino acids.